UGUGCAGCCGACGGCUGGUCUCAGACUCAUCGGAGAUGAGGAAGCAGAGGAGAUUCUUCAAGCGGUAAUCACUUUCAUCUUGCACAUGUCUGGUUGUAUAUACUGUCACUGAAGAUACACCGUUGAACAAGGGCUAGAAAUGAUCUUGUUGCAGGUCAGGGAUGUCGUCCACACCGAGAGCAGGUUUCAGUACAAUCCAAAGUGGAUCAACGUUCUUGAGGGAUCUCAAGAAGGAUCUUACAUAUGGGUAUCAUAGCAAACCACCAAUCGCAUAUAAAGAUGAGCAAUGGAUUCAUAUACACCUGCAUGCACCUUAUGAUUUUUGUACAUGGUAGGUUGCUCUGAACUAUCUGCUGGAUAGAUUAGGAGGGGAUUACUCGAAGACGAUAGGCGUGAUUGAUCUUGGAGGUGGGUCGGUGCAAAUGGCGUAUGCGGUCUCCAGUGAUGCUGCGGCGAAUGCUCCUGCUGUUCCCGACGGCAAAGACCCCUACAUCACAAAGGAAUACCUCAAGGGAAGAGACUACAACGUUUAUGUGCACAGGUUAUUGUCCUGACUCCUGAGUCCUGACUGACACACAUCUGUGUUGCAGUUUAGAAUUUCGAAAAUUAAAGAGAACAUAUGAAUGAGUGCAUACUUGUACUACGGCGGUUUGGCCGCUCGUGUGGAGAUCUUGAAGGCGAAGAAGCGGCCAUUUAGCUCCUGCAUACUCCGUGGAUUCAGUGGUACGUAUCUGUAACAGAAACAGAGGAUCACAGCCAUGCACCAUUUUCAGUUGGAUUUCCUGUUAACAAUGCAAGCUUGUUCCAUGAAGGUAAAUACACCUACAAUGGCGAGGACUACGACGCAUCAGCCUCGCCGGAAGGCGCGGCGUACGACAAGUGCAAGGAGGAGAUCGACAGGGCGCUGAAGCUGGACGCGCCCUGCGCGGCCAAGAAUUGCACCUUCGGCGGCGUGUGGAACGGCGGUGGCGGGGCCGGCCAGGACACCGUCUACGUCGCGUCCUUCUUCUACGGCAAGGCCACCCAGAUCGGGUGGGUCGACAUGGGCGCGCCCAGCGCCAAGUCCAGCCCGGCGGCGUUCCGGGCCGCCGCCGAGAAGCUGUGCCCGCUCAGCGUCCGGGAAGCGAAGGCCACGUACCCCGGCCUCCUCGACGUGCCCUACGCCUGCAUGGACCUCGUCUACGAGUACACCCUGCUCGUCGAUGGUUUUGGACUGGCGCCGGCCAAGGAGAUCACGCUGGUGGAGAAGGUGAAGCACGGGGAGUACUUGAUCAAGGCGACGUGGCCGCUGGGUGAAGCCAUCGAUGCCGUCGCGCCCAAGAAACGAGUUGCGCGAUUGCUACUCUAAUAAUCUGCCGGCUGUCGGCCGGUAGGAUCGAUUGUGUUGCGUUGUGUGCCGCUUAGUUAAUUGGUGUAACACGACAUGGUCUGUAUCGCUCGAUGGAUGUAUCGAUUCGCAACAAUAAUCUCCUGAUGAGAAGGUAAAGAGAGCUUUGCUCUUUCGCGGCAAAUUUGACGAGUAU
Messenger RNA from Aegilops tauschii subsp. strangulata, 1523 nucleotides. NCBI's taxonomy places the organism in Eukaryota, Viridiplantae, Streptophyta, Magnoliopsida, Poales, Poaceae. The record is from RefSeq and is a predicted model, not a curated record.